Molecule: messenger RNA, 1405 nt
Organism: Nicotiana attenuata
Lineage: Eukaryota; Viridiplantae; Streptophyta; Magnoliopsida; Solanales; Solanaceae
Product: 4-hydroxy-tetrahydrodipicolinate synthase, chloroplastic
Exons: 3
Coding region: 130-1209 (359 amino acids)
Molecular function (GO): 4-hydroxy-tetrahydrodipicolinate synthase activity
Source: RefSeq, a predicted model, not a curated record
UAGAAUAGAAUAGCAUAUAACCUAAGCGCUCUUACCUGGUCUCUUUAUCGCGUCCUCUCUCUGCCGCUUCCUCUCUCACUCGCCGUCGGCGCAUUUCCUUCUCUCCAUUUACGUCUCCGGCAAGGAGAAAUGUCAUCGUCAAUUAUAGGUCGCUGCCAUUUCGUAGCAGAUAGCAUUGAAGCUGCCGGAACAAAGAGGAGAACUACAAGAUGGAGGUCCCCGAGAGCAGCAGUAAUUCCAAGUUUUCAUCUCCCAAUGCGCAGUAAUGAAGUUAAAAAUAGGACGUUUGCAGAUGACAUAAAAGCACUUCGAUUGAUCACUGCAAUCAAAACCCCAUAUCUACCGGAUGGCAGAUUCGAUCUUGAGGCUUAUGACACGUUAGUAAAUUUGCAAAUCGAAAAUGGCACUGAGGGUGUGAUUGUUGGUGGCACUACAGGUGAAGGUCAAUUGAUGAGCUGGGAUGAACACAUCAUGCUCAUUGGUCACACAGUCAAUUGUUUCGGGGGGUCAAUCAAAGUCAUCGGGAACACUGGAAGCAACUCCACGAGGGAAGCAAUACAUGCGACUGAACAGGGAUUUGCUGUAGGUAUGCAUGCAGCUCUUCACAUUAAUCCCUACUAUGGCAAGACCUCCUUAGAGGGUUUGAUUUCUCACUUUGAAAGUGUGCUCCCUAUGGGCCCUACUAUCAUUUAUAAUGUGCCAUCACGAACUGGUCAAGACAUCCCUCCACGUGUAAUUCAGACAAUGGCAAAGAGCCCUAACCUUGCUGGUGUCAAAGAGUGUGUUGGAAAUGAUAGGGUGGAGCAGUAUACAAGUAACGGGAUUGUCGUUUGGAGUGGCAAUGAUGAUGAAUGCCAUGUUUCAAGGUGGGAUUAUGGUGCUACAGGAGUUAUUUCUGUUACCAGCAACUUGGUUCCUGGUCUGAUGCGAGAACUGAUGUUUGGAGGGAAGAAUCUUGCUUUGAACUCAAAGCUGAUGCCUUUGAUGGAAUGGCUGUUUCAUGAGCCAAACCCCAUUGCUCUAAAUACAGCUUUAGCUCAACUUGGGGUUGUGAGGCCCGUCUUUCGCCUUCCAUAUGUUCCACUUACGAAGGCAAAGAGAGAGGAGUUCGUGAAAAUUGUCAAGGAAAUUGGACGAGAGAACUUUAUAGGGGAGAGAGAUGUCCAAGUUUUGGAUGACAAUGAUUUCAUUUUGGUGGGUCGGUAUUAGUUUUUUCCCAUGUAGUGUUGAGAAGUAGGUUUUUGUUGUUAGCUGCUUUGCUUGAAAUUUUCUUGACAUGAAGGUAUCUUUCUUUUAUGUUGUAUUUCACUCGUGCAUGACAGCUUCAAUACUUUUUUUCAGCUUUCUCUUGGGAGGCAUGUAUAUUAUAGCUACUAGCUUAUGGACUAGAUCUCGUCUUCUGUUA